AUGUGGAGAGGGAGAUAUUCUGGAGGUUAUCAGAAUCGAUUUGUCAGUUCGAAAACGUCCGGAACUUCAACAUUGAAUGGUAGAAAUUUCAUUUUUGUAUUUUAUUUUUGAGAAAAAAUGUUUUUUCAGAUGGCGAAUCGAUGAAUAAUGUUCCACCACCGGCUUCUUUAACCACUGGUUCUCAACCAAUUCCAGUCAAUCGGAAUGUUUUUAUGAAUCCGAAAAAAGAACGUGAACUUGAAAAAGAGCAAGAGGUAUUGAUUUUUUGAGGGAAAGUAUUUCAUUUUAUUUUAAAUUUCUUGCAGUAUGCAAAUUUGAUGGCUUAUGGUACGAAAAAAGAAGUGAAAGAUCGGAAAAGGCGAAUUUAUGAUGAUGAGUAAGAUUUUUUGUUUUAUAUAACAUUUUAAUUAAUUAAUUUUCUGACACAUAAGAAUUUUAGAUAUUUAGAAGGUGGUGGAUCGGAUGAAGAAAGUAGUUCUUCGAAAAAACAAGCUGAUGACGAUGAAGAAGAAGAUGAAUUAGAUGCAUUUAUGGCUGGAAUUAAUGAACAAGCUAAACAAGAUAAAAAUGUGUCAGAACAAAAAGAAAAAGAUCGAGCAAGUGGCAAAGAAAUUGAAGAUUCGACUAAAAAAGGAUUGGGAAGAGCAGAUAUUGAUGAAGAAGAUAUGCAGGAAUCAUUAUUCAAAUAUUUAGAAGAAUAUAAAGAGAAACAUGAAAAUGAUGAGGAACAAUAUGAAUAUGAUGAAGAUGGAAAUAUUAUUUGGACUUGGAAGAAAAUCAUUGAUCCACUUCCUGACAUUGAUCAUUCAACUAUUCAGUAUCCGAAGUUUAAUAAGAAUUUUUAUGAAGAACAUGAGGAUAUUACGUUGGUUUUUUUUUUAAAUGUUUUUGGAGGGUGGAAUUUUUUGAGUACGUUAUGAAAUCUUAAAACAUUAUAUCUCAACAAUAAAUUUUGAUUGGGAAAUAUUUAUCGAAAAUUUGAGAUUUUCAUGAUGCACAAAAAAAAUUCGGAGAGUACAAAAUAUUUGAAAAAAAUGUUUUCAGACGUCUUCAUUACAUGGAAGUGGUUCGAUUAACAAAUAAAAUGAAUCUUCGAAUUGGAGGAAUGAAACCACCAAGGCCAGUCUGUUCAUUUGCUCAUUUUUCCUUCGAUAAACUUCUAAUGGAAGCCAUUCGAAAAAGUGAAUAUGAGCAACCAACUCCAAUUCAAGCAAUGGUAAAAAUCUCGAAAAAAGUUUAACUGACUAAAAAAAUUAAAAAUUUUAGGCAAUUCCAGCUGCUUUAUCAGGUCGAGAUGUUCUUGGAAUCGCAAAAACUGGUAGUGGAAAAACUGCAGCUUAUUUAUGGCCAGCAAUUGUUCAUAUUAUGGAUCAACCAAAUCUCAAAGAAAACGAGGGACCAAUUGCUGUUGUUGUUGUUCCAACUCGGGAAUUAGCUGUUCAAGUUUAUCAAGAAGCCAAAAAGUUUUGUAAAAUUUAUAACAUCAAUGUGAUUUGUGCAUAUGGUGGAGGGAGUAAAUGGGAACAAUCAAAUGAAUUGCAAAAUGAAGGAGCCGAAUUAGUUGUAUGCACUCCGGGUCGAAUUAUUGAUUUGGUCAAAAUUGGAGCUACCAACUUUUUACGCACGACAUUUUUGGUUUUCGAUGAAGCUGAUCGAAUGUUUGACAUGGGAUUUGAAGCACAAGUCAAAUCAAUAUCUGAUCAUGUUCGACCAGAUCGACAAUGUUUAAUGUUUAGUGCAACAUUUAAAUCAAAAGUAGAACGAUUGGCGCGAGAUGCUCUUGUUGAUCCAGUUCGAAUUGUUCAAGGAGAAAACGGGGAAGCGAAUGCAGAUAUUGAUCAACAUGUUUUAGUUCUACCAAAUAUUGAAGCCAAGUGGAAUUGGUUAACACAAAAUUUAGUGAAUUUUGCGUCUGUUGGAAAGGUUAUUAUUUUUGUUACAAAGAAAUUGGAUUCCGAAGAAGUUGCAAGGAAAUUGAAAUUGAGAGAUUUCGAUAUUGUUUUACUUCAUGGUGAUAUGUUGCAAGCAGAGAGAAAUGAGAAUUUACAAAAUUUCCGGAGAAAACAACAAAUUUUGGUGGCUACUGAUGUUGCUGGUAAAGUUUUUUUUAAACAUAAAAAACAAAUGAUCAAAUUAUUUCAGCCCGUGGUUUGGAUAUUGCUGAAAUUCGAACAGUAGUGAAUUUCGAUAUGGCAAGAGAUAUCGAUACACAUGUUCAUCGAAUUGGAAGAACUGGAAGAGCUGGAAACAAGGGAACUGCUUAUACAUUAGUAACUGAUAAAGAUAUUGAAAUGGUUGGACAUUUGGUGAAAAAUUUGGAAAGUGUCUCACAAGAGGUAAUAUUUAUUCAUUUUUUAAUGUAGAGAAGAAGAAAAAAACAAGGUUUUUUUAAGGUUCCAAAUUCAUUAAUGGAUCUUGCGAUGCGAUCUUCUUGGUUCAAAGCACAACGAGAUGGAACUAGCGGACCGGUUCAGAAUCGAACGCGAACUGGACUGGGAUAUAAACCAAAAACUAGAGAAGUUGGGAGCUCAGGAGGAGGAGGAAAAGAAUAUGAUCCAUUGAAAGAGCAAAGACAUACAAAUAGGAAUUCGAUGAAUAAUCAGAGUGUGGAGGGAAUGGUCAGAAAAGCUACAAGGUUAGAGAUGAAUGGGGAUUAGUUGGGAAAAACAUGAUGAACAUCUGGAUUUUUGAGCUGAGAUUUAGUUCAGAGUGAUUAAAAAAUGAUCACAAGCAAAAAACUAAGGCACAAUGCCAAGAAAAAAAUACAAAACAUUUUCUAAAUCCAAAAAAAAACAGUGUGCAAUUUAUUACCCAGAUCUUAUUGUAAAAUAUUUUCUGAAUUUAAAAAAAACAGGAAGACCUUCUUACAAUUAGAAUUUCUUAAUAAUUUGUUGGGCCUUUUCCAAUAUCCUGUUCCAAAACUUUUGAAAAAUAGAUCAGAUCCAGGAAAAUUGAAAAUUUUUUUCUGUCUUCAAAUUCUCAAUUUUAGUAGCCAAAAUCCCAGGUUUUCUGAAAUUUAUCCUAUUUUUCAGCGCUGCCACAGCUGCACAAUCAUCAUCCUCUUCUUCUUCUACCAGUCAACAAUCCUCUGGAUUCAAUCGCGCACAAAUUUUGAAAAACUCCUUUCAAAAAUCAUUCAAGUCAACAUUCCAAACUGCAAAAGAAGCAUCUUCUCAUUUACCAGCACAAGUUGCCUCAGAUCCUCGACCCGAAUGGAAAAAGAAAAUCGACGAACUCAAUGCUCAAAUUGCACAAAAUAAGGCAUCUGAUAAUUCAUCAUCUUCUUCUUCUUCUUCCACGAAAAAAAGUCGAUGGGCUUGA
Molecule: messenger RNA, 3321 nt
Organism: Caenorhabditis angaria
Lineage: Eukaryota; Metazoa; Nematoda; Chromadorea; Rhabditida; Rhabditidae
Source: the annotation of a GenBank genome assembly